CGGGGCGGGGUGCGUGUCCCGUUAAUUACCGAGGCCCCGUUAAUGAACCGCGCCCCGCGCGUUCCGCAGGCGGAGCCCGGCGGGGGCCGCCCCCCCCUGCCCAGCCUGGGGGUGACCCUGGGCCGCCUCCUGGGGGCGCUCGAGGCGCUCGUGGCCCCCCCGGAGCGGGCGCGCGCGCGGCGCCUCGUGCGCGAGUUCGGGGCGCCGGGGGCGGGGCCGCGGCUGCAGGAGCGGCUGCGCGGGACCCGCCCCCCCCCCCGCCUGCCCGAGUGGCCCUGGGGCUCCAGCGAGCGCCUCCCGCUGCCCGUGCACACCUGCGCGGGGCUGGCGCUGCCGCCGCUCGGCUGGGACGGCUGGAGGGGACAGCUCUGGUUCGCUGCCCGGCUCCUCUCGGGGGUUCUGGACUAUCGGGAGCAGCUCCAGAGACGGGACCCCCCCGAGCCCUGGGUCCAGGCCGCAUUCGGGGGGUGCCGCGUCCCGGGGCCCCGGCGGGACGAGGUGCUCCGGCUGCCCCCGGGGGCCCCGUCCCCCCCGCACGUGACCGUCAGCAGCAACGGCCAGUUUUUCCUGGUGGGGGUCGCGUCCCCCUCGGGCCGGCCCCUCCCCCCCCCCGCCCUGCUCGCGGCCCUGGGGGGGCUCCGGGAGCGCGCGGGGCUGGGGGGGGGAGGGGCGCGCGCGCACCCCCCCGUGGGGCUCCUGACCGCGCAGCAGCGGCGCCACUGGGGGCGUGUCCACGGCGCCAUGAUGAGAGACCGGCUAAGCCGCGCCUCCCUGGGGCGGAUCCAGAGGAGCCUCCUGGUGCUGAGCCUGGACUCACCUGUGCUGGCCCCGCCCGGUGGGCGUGGCCCCGAGGGCGUGGCCGCCCAGGUGCUGCACGGGGGCGGGGCCAACGCCAACAGCGCCAAUCGCUGGUGGGACAAGACCCUGCAGCUGGUGAUUGGCCAGGACGGCACCUGCGGCGCCCUCUGGGACCCGGCCGUGAUCGACGGCGCCGUGGUGGCCGAGCUGCUCGACCACGCCCUGGAGCACAGCCGCCGCUUGGGCCCCGCCCCCUCCUCCGGCGAGGCCACGCCCCCUGCCCCGCCCCCCCCGCAGCGGCUCCGCUUCAGCGUGGGCCCCGAGAUCGCACCUGAGGUGGAGCGGGCCAAGAAACACCUGGACAGCCUGGCGGCGGACGUGGACGUUCAUUGCUUCAGCCACGAGGGCUUCGGGGAGGGGGCGGGGCCGCACGCCGAGGCCGUGGUGCAGGUGGGGCUGCAGGUGGCGUUCUACAGGGCCCACGGCUCGCUCUGUGCCACCUGCGAGCCGCUGUCGCUGCGCCACGUCCUACCUGGCUGCACCGACCUGCUGCGCCCACCUGGGCCGCCCUGCCUGGCCCUGGCACGGGCGCUCGACGAGCCCGACGCGCAGCCCGAGGAGCUGCUGGCGCUGCUGCGCGAGGCCGUGGAGGCGCAGGAGAGCCGGACCCAGGAGGUGCUCUCGGGCCAGGGGGCGGAGCGACACCUGCAGGGGCUGCGCCAGGCGGCGCUGGCGGCCGGGGAGCCCCUCCCCGAAAUCUUCCUGGACCCCGCCUACGCCCAGGCCACGCACUUCCGGCUCUGCACCCUGCAGGUGCGCUCCCGCGAGGGCUCCUGGCUGCUCCGGGGUCCCCUGGUCCCGGACGGGUACGGGGUGGGGGUGGGGCACGUGCUGGCCCCGCCCCCCGGGGACCCCCGAGGCCCCUCCCCCACCGCGGGGGGCCGGGGCUUCGCGUGGCCGUCACCGCCUUCGCCUGCUGCAGCCACACCCAGGCCGCGCACCUGGGCGCUGAUCCAGCGGAAUCCAGGCCAGGAUUUGGAGGCUGAUAAAGCUCCAAUCCGGUGGAUCCGGGCCAGGAUUUGGGGUCAAUCCUGA
Molecule: messenger RNA, 1893 nt
Organism: Camarhynchus parvulus
Lineage: Eukaryota; Metazoa; Chordata; Aves; Passeriformes; Thraupidae
Product: carnitine O-acetyltransferase-like
Exons: 14
Biological process (GO): carnitine metabolic process, CoA-linked
Cellular component (GO): peroxisome
Molecular function (GO): carnitine O-acetyltransferase activity
Source: RefSeq, a predicted model, not a curated record